AUGUGGAAAGAUGGUACAGCACUUAGUAUCCAUCAUCAAACUCACACAGGGGAAAAACCAUUUGAAUGUAUGGAGUGUGGAAAGAGCUUCACUUCUAAUGGAGCAGUAAGAAGACAUCAAAGGAUUCACACAGGGGAGAAACCAUUUAAUUGCAUGGAGUGCGGUAAGAACUUCACUUAUCAUCAAACACUUAGAAUCCACCAUCGAAUUCACACAGGGGAAAAACCAUAUAAAUGUGUGGAGUGUGGAAAGAGCUUCAGUUGGAGUGGUGCAGUAAGAAGACAUCAGUGGACUCACUCAGGGGAAAAACCAUUAAAAUGCAUGGAAUGUGGAAAGAGUUUUAUUGAGAGUAGAGAGCUGAGAACCCAUCAUCGAACUCACACUGGGGAGAAACCAUUUAAAUGCACCGAGUGCGGAAAGAGCUUCAAUCGCAGUGGAAAACUUAGAAAACAUCAAUGGACUCACACAGGGGAGAAACCAUUUAAAUGUAAGGUGUGGAAAGGGCUUCACCAAUGUUGGAAAUGUUAGAAGACAUCAACGGACUCACACGGGAGAAACCAUUUAAAUGUAUGGAGAGUUGAAAGAGUUUCUUUCAGAGUGGAACCCUAAUUUCACACACAGGAAACUUAGACGACAUCAACAGACUCACUCGGGGACAAGCAAAUGAAUGUAUGGAGUGUGGAAAGAGCUUCAAUAGAAGUGGAAACCUUGGCAAACACCAGCAAACUUAAAGAGGGAAAACCACUUACGUAUAUGGAGUGUACGUAGAGUUUCAGUCCUGAUGUUCCUACAAAACAUCAAUGAACUCACAAGGAGGAAAAGCUUUAAGAGUUGAAACCCUACAAUCCACAAACAGAAAAUCAUAAAUGGAUUGAAUGGAAGGAGUGUGGGAAGUGUUUCAAUUGCUUUAUAUAUAGAUAAUUUUAUUAAUACAGUGGUACCUCGGGUUACAUAUGCUUCAGGUUACAUACACUUCAGGUUAAAGACUCCGCUAACCCAGAAAUAGUGCUUCAGGUUAAGAACUUUGCUUCAGGAUGAGAACAGAAACCGUGCUCCGGCGGCGGAGCAGCAGCAGGAGGCCCCAUUAGCUAAAGUGGUACUUCAGGUUAAGAACAGUUUCAGAUUAAGAACGGACCUCCGAAACAAAUUAAGUACUUAUCCUGAGGUACCACUGUAUAUAUAAAUUUUAUUUAUAAAUUGCGUUCAAAAAUAGAAGCAUUCACUUCCGGGUUGUUGGCGUUUGAAAUCCCCAAACAUUCGACUUCUGAAGCGUUCAACAACCGAGAUUCCACUGGGUAUCCAGCAAUAGUGUGUUGUCCAACGAUAUCCAUUUUUUUAACCGACACAGAGGCUGCCUCAUAGUUGAAAAUCUAGCAGUGCGAAGCCACCUCUAUUUUUAGUAUCUAUCAAAAUUUUAUACUGUAUUCUUGGUGUUUCCCCUCUGCCAGAGUAAUCAUGAAAUAUCUCUUUGCCAUUUGUUAAAGAAGCUUGUAUUAUUUAUUAUUGGUAAUUUAGAAUAAAAACAGUAUCUUAGGCAAAACAUUUCUCUUUAUGGUUGAAAUCCUUCGUAAAAGUGAAAGUUUCAUCCUCCCCCAUAUUUCCAAAUGCUUUUUAACAUCUUUUGAUACUUUAACGUAAUUGGAAUAUGUUGUAAUUCAGUGUUUUUCAAAUAAACCCUUAUUUAGUCUGCAUCUAUACAAUGAACUCUUUUCACCCCUCUUUAUCAUCCAUUUUGAGUUUUGAUCUGAUAUAGUUCUUGGCUGGAUCUCUACAGUCUUUAAUCCUGUAGGCAGUUCCUUCAAUAUCCAGAUCAUGUUUCUUCUUCCCGCAGAAUCCUUUGAAUCAGAAGAACAUGUUUACUCUUGUUCUAAUGGGGGUCUGAAUCUCCAAGCAUCUGGGGUGGCAAACUAAGGCCUGUGGGCCGGAUCAGGCGCAAUUGCCUUCUAGAUCCGGCCUGCGGACGGUCCAGGAAUCACCGCAUGGAUUGCCAGCACAACCGUUCUUUCCCUCUCCCUCACACGGCUGCUCUUUUCUCCUCAGGGACGAGCAAUCUUGUCCCACAAUGGGUGCCAUCAACGGGGGGAGUCGGCUCACCCGCCUGCCUGCCUCAGAAGGGUGGCGCUGGGAAGGGGGGAGUGACGCUGGCUGCCGGCUGCUGCUGCAUUUUCCUCUUGCUCCUCCUCCCUCUCCCUAAGUCUGCCCUUCCCUCCUUUUCUGUGCCCCUUCUCCGUGCUGCUUCCUCACGCACUUUCUUCGUCACCCCUCCCUCCUUCAUUCCUCCCAUGGCGUUCAGGUGGUUUGUUGCAGCAGCCGCAGCUGCCGUUGGUGGGUUGGCGGGCGGCUCUGUCUUCUCCGCUGUGCUUCUCGGGAAGCAGCAGCAGCAGGUGGUGAGUAAAAGCUCUGGCAACGCCCUGGUUCCCCUACCGGUUCUCCACCAGGGCUGUGUGGUAUAGUGGUUAAGAGCAGUAGUCUCGUAAUCUGGGGAACCGGGUUUGCGUCUCCGCUCCUCCACCUGCAGCUGCUGGGUGACCUUGGGCCAGUCACACUUCUCUGAAGUCUCUCAGCCCCACUCACCUCACAGAGUGUUUGUUGUGGGGGAGGAAGGGAAGGGAGAAUGUCAGCCGCUUUGAGACUCCUUCAGGUUGUGAUAAAGCGGGAUAUCAAAUCCAAACUCUUCUGCUGCUACUGCUUCUGUCUUCACCGGCCAACACAGCCUCCUGCCCUGGCAACUGGCUGGAGAAGCCCAACUGGGGCUAUUGGGACGACAACUGGGACAGGUAAAGCCAAACAUCUUCAGGCCUCUUUGCGGGCAGGCGAAAAUCGCUCAUUUCCCCCCGAAAUAUAGUCCGGCCCCCAACAAGGUCUGAGGGACAGUGGACUGGCCCCCUGCUGAAAAAGUUUGCUGACCCCUGAUCUAGUAGAUCCAUUGUUGUAACCAUAUCAAAAAAGUAUUUGGUAUUUUGCCUUCUUCCGAGAUACUUUCCCUCAGUGUUCUGUGAUCCUACUCCAUUAAAUUCGCCCGUAAUAAUUAUAUUUCUGUCAUAAACGUCAGACAUACUUUCCUCCAGUAGUUGGAAGAAAUCUCAUGCGAAAAGUGGCUCUGAAUCUGAAAGUCCCAGUCCCAAAUCUUAAUCCUGCCACCCUAAGAUAUUAUAAGCAAGCCCCACAUUCCUCUUUCCGCCUGCAAUAGGGAGGUUAGAACAACACUUAAUACCCGGCAGGGAUCAAAAGAGCCAGAAUUGCUUAAAAUUGCAGGGAGAGAGAGAAAAACUGGAUUUGAAAUAACCCAACCACAAGAUGAAAAGUCUCCCUAGUAAAUGAGGGAAGGGGGAGGCAUGGGGGGGGCUUUUGAAGUCUCCCUGCUGGCAAGGGAUUUCCAGAGCAAGGGCGCCUCUGUCUGUCUGGAUCCCUCACUGCCUCUGAAUCCAGUGGGUGGUUUUUAAUGGGGGGAGGAGGGCUGGUGUUUGAAGCUGGGCUUGGCUGUUCGGGGGCGUAGCUCAGCAAGGCAGCAGGUGCUCUGCACGCAGAAGGACCCCGGUUGAGUGCUUGGCAUGCAGAAGGAGGCCCAGAAGGAGAUCCUCCCCCUGCCUCAAAAAGGAGGGUGGAGGAAACUUGCCCAGCUUCCCCCCCCCCCGCUCCCUGCCGCCAGUUGGGGGGCGGGGGCCGGGUCCCCAUGGAGCCCCCAGAGCAGGAGGCCAGAGGCAGCGCCCCCCCGGCACCAUCCCCACCCGCCACAGGGCGGGGCUGCUCUGCGGACGUAGCUCUAGGGACGCGCGCGUCGGAAAAGGAGCCGGAAGUGUCGCCGCGAAACGCGCCGGAAGUUGCCAGACAGAGGAAGGAGGAGGGGCGUCGCUGAAGAGCCCCCCGCCCGCCGCCGCCCUUUCUAUUGCAGACAAGCAAAGCGGAGUAAUCUGGAGCCAGGGAGGCGGAGGACCAAGAGGUAAAGAGGGAGAGAAGGGGGGGAAAUAGAGGGGGGGAUAAGAAGGGGGGAGGACAAAGAGACCCCCCCCAAGGAAAGCGCCCUCCCUGGGGCCCGUCGACAGGGGCCCCGAUCCAGGCGACCCAGGUGGGAAGGGGGGACCCAACACCUGCAGGGCUGGCCUUGCAAGAUCUCCUGGGCAGCAGCAGCACCGCCAGACUCCCUUUCUCUUUCCUGGGGGGCCGAGAGAUGCUCAGCUGCCCUGCCCCCCCUGGAGGCCUUGGCGGGAAGGGGAAGGAGGACCCCAAGCAGGGCUGGGGGUGGGGCUGAGGCCCCCCAUUCUCCCUGGGGUCGUGGGGCGCCUGGCUGGGGAAAGGGAGAGAGGGUGUCCAGGGAAGGGUUAAAGGAAGGGGGAGGAGCCUCGACAGAGACCCCUCCCCCUCCAGCACCCCUGACCCCCUCCUCCCCCCCCUUCCCUGAUGACAAUACCAGGUUAUCUUAUUCACUAGGACUCAUCUCCAUACUUGGAUUGUCCUGAAUACCACCAAUUAUAGCCUAGCCCAAACCCAAACGUCCUGCUAGGAUGCAUCUUGGCUUCCCUGCAGAUGAAACUGAGUGUGUGAGGAUUGAUAAUAUUUUCAUUUAUCCGUUUUAGACCCCUAAGUAGUAGCAGUUGCCAGGACAUUGUCCUGUUCGCCUCUGUAUAGUUCCAGCCUUAUUUCAGACAUUGUGGUAGAUUGCAAUCAGGGUGGGUUUGAUAUAAAGCAAAUUGAUUUCAAUCACAAUUUACGGUAAAUCACUAGUCAGUAUGAUUCUAUUUAAAUCAAAAAUUUCUGAUUUGGUUACACUAUUAGAAAUACAUAGAUAAUUAUGAAAUCAUUCUGAGGUUUAAUAAGUUUACUGUCCAUAUCUGGACAACAGUUCUGCUGUAAUUUAUUGGAAGGAGAAAAAUAAUCAUUUCCUUAGUAACAACUUAAACAAUUUAUUUAACUAAAACAAUAAUAUUAUAGCAUGUUGGUAAAAAUAUUUUUUUAAUAAAAAACAACAACCAAGCAGGCUGAGUUUUAGCGCACAUGAAAAACUCAGAACUUAAGCAUUUCACCACCUCCACUACCAGCCACCCCUUUGGAUUGGCUUCUGCAUUCAGGUGCCUAUUCUGUACAGUUAAGUGUUAGUGCGAUUGUUGGAACCCAGUGGGAUUGGGAAGAGGUUGCCAGCCCUGAAGAGCCCUCAGCGCUUGCCUCAAGUCUGACUUGCACAAUUAUUACACAAAGACCCCAAGAUGUGUGGAGUAUUUUGCUCACAAGGUUGCACGUUCAUUUUUACUGCUUCACACUUAGCUACUUGUGCAGAUCUCGUCCACUGCAAACCAUCUACCGUAUUUUUCGCACCAUAGGACACACCAGACAAUAGGACGCACUUUGUUUUAGAGGGGGGAGAACAAGUAAAAAAAAUUUCCCCCUCUCUGCCCAGCGCCCCUUCAGUGAAGCAGCAGGAGGCGCUGCACAGAGAGGGGGAGAACUUUCCCCUUCUUGUUUUCCCGCUCUAAAACAAGGUGCCAUUUAAGGUGCGUUCAGGCGGCUACCUUGGAAGCCUAGAGAGCGAGAGGGGUCAGUGCACACCGACCCCUCUCACUCUCCAGGCUUCAGGUUCCUUUCGACCUGCUUUUUCGGGCUGGCGGGGGGAAGUCCACCACCAGCCCCAAAGAGCAGGUCAGGGAGCAGCGGAAAGGCGCAGUGGAGAGGCUCCUGCCAUAGCCGCACGUCACCUCUCCAGCCGGGAGAGGGUCGCAGGGCUAUGGCUUCUUUAGCCCCGCGCGCGCUCUCCCGGCUGCAGAGGUGACGUGGGGCUGUAGAGGUUCCUGCCAUAGCCGCGCGUCACCUCUCCAGCCGGGAGAGGGUCGCAGGGUGCUUCUUUAGCCGCGCGCGCGCUCUCCCGGCUGGGGAGGUGACGCGCGGCUAUAGAGGCUCCUGCCAUAGCCGCGCGUCACCUCUCCAGCUGGGAGAGGGUCGCGGGGCUAUGGCAUCUUCGCUCCAUAGGACGCACACACAUUUCCCCUUCAUUUUUGAAGGGGAAAAAGUGCGUCCUAUAGAGCGAAAAAUACGGUAUUCAUUGAACCUCUUAGAACUUAGAAUUUAAGGGGUUAAUUCUGUGUAUAUACCGUAUUUUUCGCACCAUAGGGCGCACCGGACCAUAGGGCGCACCCAGUUUUUAGGGGGGGAAAUCAAGAAAAAAAUAUUUUCCCCCCAGCCCCAAAGAGCAGCGUACACGCUGCGCACAACCUCUCCCUGCCGGAGGGGUUGCCGCUCGCUGUUUUGGCUUCCCCUUUAGCCUCGUGCAGCCUCUCCUUGCCAGGAGACACUGCGCAGGGCUAAAGAAUCCAUAGCCCCGUGCAGCCUCUCCUUGCCGGAGGGGUUGCGCACAGCUAUGGAGCAAGACAAGGCAGGGGGCGGGAUGGAUCCCGCUCGCUGUUUUGGCUUCCCCUUUAGCCCCGUGCAGCCUCUCCUUGCCGGAGGGGUUGCGCGCAGCUAUGGAGCAAGCCAAGGCAGGGGGCGGGAUGGAUCCCGCUCACUGUUUUGGCUUCCCCUUUAGCCUCGUGCAUCCUCUCCCUCCUGGGAGAAGCUGCGCAGGGCUUUCCUGGCUUUUCUGGGAGGUGGGGGGAUUCCCUCACCUUUUGCAAAACCGGCAGAAGCCGCGCACACUUUAUAAGGGCUGCACGGCUUCUUCUGGCUUUCCUGGGAGGUGGGGGGAUUCCCUCACCUCUCGCAAAAGCCCGCAGAAGCCGCACAACCCCUUUAAAGACAUCGCGGCUUCUCCUGGCUUUUCUGGGAGGUGGGAGAAGCAACUGAUGCGGCCAGUCAGUCCCUUCUCCCUCCUGGGGAAAAGCCCGCAAGAGUGCAAGGAGCUUGUGUGCGGCUCUUGGGGGCUUUUCCCGACUGCCUCCCCCCUGCAUUCGCUCCAUAGGACGCACACACAUUUCCCCUUGCUUUUUAGGAGAGAAAAAGUGCGUCCUAUGGUGCGAAAAAUACGGUAAAUCUGCAAAGGAACAAUGGGAUCAAGGUUUUCCGUCAACUCUGUAUGUUUAUUUUAUAACAUUUUUCCUGUGAAGAAAAGGCAUGUUAUCUCUGCAGAUACACAAAUUCACACUUUUGAGAAUGGCAAAAACAAGCAUCUGUGACAAUAUCUUCUCAUUAGAAAAACUUCCCCAAAUAAUCUUACAGAAACCUCUGGAAGAGCAUGACAUUGUGAAUGGGUUAAUGGAAUUCAUUUACCCAAAAAAUUAAAUAUUGCAUAUAAAGCCUCAUGCUAGAUAAUUAAAAGCAAAUCCUUAUUUCCUGAUGAAUAGCCUUUGGACUAUAAUGUAAUUAAAUAUAAAACUAUCUUUAGAUAGAUUUUUUCCUCUAAAAGCAUUUUAUUUUUUUAAUAAUUCUGAUUAAAAUAAUAAAAAAAUUCUGAUUUAAAUAAAAAAAUCCAAUUUUAAUUUUUUUAAACAAAUCAUUGAUUGUAUCCACCCUGAUUGUAAUCUUUAGCUGCUGAUAACAUGGCAACGUUUAGCAGGUCAUAUUGUGAGGUUUAGCUGGUGAGAACAUUGCAAUUGUUAGCUGACGAGUUAUCAUGAUAUUGAAAAUCAGAUAUUUCCUAGUCCUUAUACACAUUGGAUUUGCGAUAUAACGUCAGCUCAAAUAUUAGGAAACAGUUAGCACAUUAACAUCAAGCCCAGCUCUAAUUAUGACCUAAAUUUCUGGCCCAGUGUAUCAUUGAAGAUUUUACCAAUUUUAUUUUGUUUCCCAUUCUAAUUGUAUCUCAUACAUUUUGGAAAGUUUUUUUUAAAAAUUGUUCAGCAGUACCUAAGAGACCAACUAAGUUUGUUCUGGGGAUAAGCUUUCGUGUGCAUGCACACUUCUUCAGAUUGGACAAUUUUCUACCUGAAAUUUGGGAAACACUUUCUCUUUUCUCUCAAUAAUAUCUCUUUCAAACUGUGAACUUUCAGUCCAAAAACCUCUCCCUUCAUCUUGUCCAAACAAGAUGAUUUGAUGGUAUUGAAACCAAUCCGCCACCACACCUCCCACCUCAUCCUGUUUAUUCAGUUUUAUUUCUUCUUCCGAAAAGUCCAAAAGAUCUCUGUAAGUUGCCCAUUGCUUCUUCCCUAUUGCAUUUUUUAAAAAGCUGUUGCUUUUGUGGGUGGAAGCCAAAGAGGUGUUUUUCUUUCCAGCAGAUUAUUAUAUUUAUCCCAUACUGUAAAAAGGAUUUUCUGAAUAACCUGAUUCAUAGAGCUCUUGUGUGUUUUAGUUUUAUCCUGCCAUAAAUAAGCGUGCCAACCAAACAUAGUCUUACGACCUUUGUUAUAAGGAAAACCUACUCCUUUCCCCUUAUGGGGUAUCCAAGAGCCCAUAUAGUCCUCAAGUGGGUUCCAUAUUGGUAGGAGAAAAUAACAGAGGCCAACCAGAGUAUAUGGGAAGCAAAGCGGCUAGUAAGCCUGAUCUUUAUUGCAACAGUGCCCCCCCCUCACCACAACCAGCAGGGAGGUGUGCAAGGCCUUAUAUAGUCUUUUGAAAUUGCCCACCCAAGACCACCACCCCAAAUAUCAUACAGAAGGAGACUGUCUACAGCAGGAAUAGAUCGCAGGAGGUGGUCUACAGCAGAAAACCUGUCCUCAAGGAUACCUGUUAAUGGUCACUAACUGCAUUACCUGGGCAGCCUGGCCAUUCUUUUGUGUUGGUAAAUACUUUAGUUCCUGAAUCCAGGUCACAGGCUCACCCUGUUCAUCCCUCCUUAAGACAGUAUUUGUAAGCACAAAGACAAUGGGAAGGCUUCCAUUUGCCUCCUUUACUGCAGAGGAAUAUUUGAGUACGUUUCCGGGCACAAUUCAAAGUGUUGGUGCUGACCUUUCAAGCCCUAAACGGCCUCAGUCCUGUAUACCUGAAGGAGCGUCUCCACCUCCAUCGUUCAACCUGGACACUGAGAUCCAGCGCCGAGGGCCUUCUGGCGGUUCCCUCAUUGCGAGAAGUGAGGUUACAGGGAACCAGACAGAGGGCCUUCUGGGUAGUGGCGCUUGCCCUGUGGAAUGCCCUCCCAUCAGAUGUCAAGGAAAUAAGCAGCUAUCCUAUUUUUAAAAGACAUCUGAAGGCAGCCCUGUUUAGGGAAGUUGUUAAUAUUUCAUGCUUUACUGUUUUUAACACUUGAUUGGGAGCCACCCAGAGUGGUUGGGGAAACUCAGCCAGAUGCGCUGGGAAUAAAUAAUAAAUAUUAUUAUUAUUAUUAUUAUUAUUAUUAUUAUUACUACUAUUAUUAUUAUAGGUCUGUGGUGCUCAAUGUUUAGGCAUAGUAAAUAUUAGGAUUUAAUUAGAACUUGUGUGUUAUAAUGGAGAUAUGUUAUAAGGUAGUCUCGGUGUAUUUUAGAAAGGGAGUUAUGUAAAGGGUUUUUCAUGUUUGAUCCGUGUUUCUGUGUAAAUACUGUGCGUCAGACUGAGAAUGUCAUCAGGAAGGUCUAGGAAAGGGUGCACCUGCUUCUGAGCAUCAGAAAUGAGCAUGGAAAGAGUUAAUAUCAUUAACCUACCGGAAUCGGCCCCCUCCCUUUGUAACAAGCAGCUGUAGGUCUUUUGGGAUUUAAUAUCAGCUCAUGAAAAGUGGGGCACAUGACCCGGAAAGCUGCCUGGCUCCCUCCGUCUGAAGGCGGAGAUAUGCACCACACGCCAUAGCCGAAUUCGGCUGCACUUGCCAUGGGAAAGCAGAAGGGGCAAGCAAGGAAGGGGGAGACGGCCAAAGAAACCUGCUCUCACACAGGUGCCCCCCCCUGCCAAUUCCGUAACCUUAGCAAAGCCCAAGUUCAAACACCACCCCUAUUUAAAAGAGGCCCCCGUAAGGACGACACUGGACUGCCCUUUACGGUUGCCGUAAGUUACUCUUCCAAGUCCCAAAAGCGCGAAGCAACUCCGGUCUAUUUUGCAGGGCUGUUGUAAUGGGGACCCCCUGUGCCACCGCCCAGGGCAGCCCAAAGUGACGUAUAACCAGUUGUUGUUGUUGUUGUUGUUGUUGUGUUCCACGGUGAGACUCCAAGGUCUUCUGUGUCAUCUUUCCUGUGCAGUGGACGCUCAGGUUGCGAACGUGAUCCGUGCGGGAGGCACAUUCACAACCCGCAGCGCCGCGUCUGUGCAUGUGCGGGUUGCAAUUCGGUGCUUCUGCACAUGCGCAAAGCGUGAUUUAGUGGUUCUGCACAUGCGCAAGGGCUGAAACCCGGAAGUAACCUGUUCUGGUACUUCCGGAUUCCGUGCGGUGCCCAACCCGAAAACACAACUCGAGCGUCUGUAACCCGAGGUAUGACUGUCUUUUGGAAGGCAGCGGGAAGGCUGUUCUCAGGGCCUGCUCCACCGUGAGGGAAACUGAGGCAGCCCCCUCAGGCAGGAGAUGCAGGGAGGGGCAAGGAGGGGACGGAGCUGAGUCCCAUUUGGCCAGCCCUGAUUUAACCCUCUAUCCCAGGCAUAGGCACCCUAAGGCCCAUGGGCCGGAAGUUUGGAAAAACUUUAAAAAGUGUAAGAACUCACAUUAGGUAGUCAAAAAAUAGUAAUUUAAACAAAAUGCUUAUAAAAAUAAGAUAAUUACUUAACAUUUAGCUUCUGUUACACAUUAUAUCCACAUAAGUCAAUAGAAAAAGUACAAAGAGAUGAUGUUCAAGAUGUGCCCUUUGGGAAAUUUGGUUUUGGCAACCGCAAAACAGCAUCCUUCAAAUCAACUCUUGCAAUAGGGAAGACAAACAUACAAAAUCCUGGUUUUUUCCUGAGGUAUGACACUUGUUUAGAGAUUAUUGUACACUAAGCGGGGCACUUUUAUACAUAUCAGUGCGUCCCAUGUCUUAGUGUAUCAAAGUGCCCCAAUGGACAUUUUCAAAAAACUAACAAUUGUUAAUAAAACCACUGAACUUAUUUGAAAAUCACGUGUAAUCCUGAUUACUGAGUGGAAUAACUUACCUUUGGUAUUUUUAAAUCUUAACUAAAUGCCGUAAAAAAGUGUUGGAACACUUUUACAUUUCACAUAAUUUUUAUUUUAUUUUUUUAAAAAAGAUAUUUAUUAAGGUUUUCACAGUGUUACAAAAUGAAAAAAGAAAAAAUACAAAAUAAAAAUAGUUAAAAACAAUUCAAUCUUUCCAUUACUUACCUUUCAUUUGCUUGUUUCCCAGACCUCCUCAUACCUCCCUUUUUUGUAUUCCAGUUCAAUUUAUUAGUUCAGCAAAUCCUUUCCCUCUUUGUUUUAUCCUGAUCUUUAAUCUUAAUAUAUUAUAGCAUUAAAUUUUUACCUGUUAAAAAUCCAUUUUUUCAUAUUCCUUUAUACCAUUACAGCUAAAAACCACCUAACUUCAAUCCAACAUCAUUCUAACAUUCAUUAAUUUUGCAGUAUUUCUGUAAAUAGUCUUUAAAUUUCUUCCAAUCUUCUUCCACCGACUCUUCUCCCUGGUCAAGGAUUCUGCCAGUCAUUUCCGCCAGUACCAUAUAGUCCAUCACCUUCAUCUGCCAUUCUUUCAGAGUGGGUAGGUCUUGUGUCUUCCAGUAGAAGAAGAAGAAGAGUUUGGAUUUGAUAUCCCGCCUUUCACUCCCCUUCAGGAGUCUCAAAGCGGCUAACAUUCUCCUUUCCCUUCCUCCCCCACAACAAACACUCUGUGAGGUGAGUGGGGCUGAGAGACUUCAAAGAAGUGUGACUGGCCCAAGGUCACUCAGCAGCUGCAUGUGGAGGAGUGGAGACGCGAACCCGGUUCCCCAGAUUACGAAUCUACCGCUCUUAACCACUUCACCACACUGGCUCUCUCAGUACUUUGCAAUAAGUAUUCUUGCUGCUGUUGUGGCAUACAUAAAGAAAGUUCUAUCCUUCUUUAACACCGAUUGGCCGACUAUGCUCAGGAGAAAGGCCUCUGGUUUCUUCAAGAAGGUAUAUUUAAAUACCUUUUACAAUUCAUUAUAGAUCAUCUCCCAGAAAGCCUUAAUCCUUGGGCACGUCCACCAAAGGUGAAAGAAUGUACCUUCAGUUUCUUUACAUUUCCAACAUUUAUUAUCGGGCAAAUGAUAAAUUUUUGCAAGCUUGACUGGGGUCAUGUACCACCUGUAUAUCAUUUUCAUAAUAUUCUCUCUUAAGGCAUUGCAUGCCGUAAACUUCAUACCUGUGGUCCAUAACUGUUCCCAGUCAGCCAUCAUUAUGUUAUGUCCAACAUCUUGUGCCCUUUUAAUCAUAGCUGAUUUCACCGUUUCAUCCUGAGUAUUCCAUUUCAACAGCAAGUUAUACAUCUUUGACAUAUUCUUAGUUUUGGGUUCUAACAGUUCUGUUUCUAAUUUUGAUUUCUCCACCUGGAAGCCAAUUUUCUUAUCCAAAUUAUAUGCCUCCAUUAUCUGAUAAUAAUGAAGCCAAUCUCACACUUUGUUUUUUAAUUUCUCAAAACUCUGCAAUUUUAGUCUAUCUCCAUCUUGUUCCAAGAUUUCCAAAUAUUUCGGCCAUUUAUCCUCCAUAUUAAGCUUUUUCUGAGCUUUCGCUUCCAUCGGUGACAGCUACCUUGGGGUUUUGUUUUCCAUUAAGUCCUUAUAUCUUAUCCAAACGUUAAACAAUGCUUUCCUGAAAAUAUGGUUUUUAAAUGCUUUAUGUGCUUUGACCUUAUCAUACCACAGAUAUGCAUGCCAUCCAAAUACAUUGUUAAAACCUUCUAAAUCAAGAAGGUCAAAGUUUUCAAGAAGCAGCCAUUCUUUCAACCAGCAAAAAGCUGCUGAUUCAUAGUAAAGUUUAAGGUCUGGCAGGGCAAAUCCACCUCUUUCCUUUGCAUCUGUUAAUAUUUUAAAUUUUAUUCUAGGCGUCUUGCCCUGCCAGACAAAUCUAGAAAUAUCUCUCUGCCACUUCUUGAAACAGUCCAUUUUGUCCAGGAUUUGCAAUGUUUGAAACAAAAACAACAUUCUAGGCAAUACAUUCAUUUUUAUCGCAGCAAUACGACCCAGCAGUGAAAGCUUCAAAUUUGACCAAAUUUCUAAAUCUUUUUUCACUUCAACCCAGCAUUUUUCAUAGUUGUCUUUAAAUAAAUUCCCAUUUUUUGCUGUCAUGUUAAUCCCCAGGUAUUUGACUUUCUUGACCACUGUUAAACCUGUCUCAUUCUGAAACCUCUCUCUCUCCAUUGGUGUUAAGUUUUUCUCUAAAACCUUGGUUUUUAACUUAUUCAGUUUGAACCCUGCAACCUGACCAAAUUCUUGAAUCAGUUCUAAAACCCUUUUGGUACUAGAUUCUGGCUCCUGUAACGUCAAUACCAAGUCAUCUGCAAAUGCUCUCAAUUUGUACUGUUUGGCUCCGACUUGUAUACCUUUAACCAACUGGUCCCUUCUAAUCAUAUUCAGCAAAACCUCCAGGACCGAUAUAAAAGUAAUGGGGAGAUUGGGCAACCUUGUCGUGUCCCUUUUUCUAUCUUAAAUUCUUCCGUCACCACAUUAUUUACAAUUAAUUUAGCCUUUUGUUCAGAAUCUAUUGCACUUAUACCGUUUUCAAAGCCUUGGCCUACCCCCAUACCCUGCAAGUUCUUCUUCAUAAAACUCCAAGAAAUGUUGUCAAAAGCUUUCUCCGCGUCCACAAAUAUUAAAACUGCCUUAGUAUUUAUAUUCACUUGUAAUUUUUCUAAAAUGUUGAUUAUGUUUCUCACAUUAUCCGAUAGAUGUCUACCCGGGAGAAAGCCUGCUUGGUCUUUAUGUAUCUCUUCCACUAACACUCUUUUUAGUCUUUUAGCCAAGAUACCUGCAAAAAUUUUGUAAUCCACAUUGAGCAAUGAUAUGGGGCGGUAGUUCUUAAGCUGGGUCUUUUCAGUCUCUGUUUUCGGUACAAGUGUAAUAUACGCUUCUUUCCACGACUCUGGUGCCCUUUUCCCAUCCAUUAUUUCGUUACAGACUUCUUUUAAAGGUUGUACUUGUGGGAAUGUUCUGGGGUGCAGGAGAGGAUAUAUUGACUAAUUAUAUCCUUAUCCAACUUGUGCUAACAAGUUCCCAAAAAUAUCAGCAGAGUUUAUAAACAUUCCCCUUUAAGUUCGCAACAGUAACGUGUGCACAGGUUCGCUAGAACCUCUAUAAUAAUUACACUGGUAAUUUCCCCUUUGUUCCCUCUUAAAAUACAAGACACAACACAGUCUUUAUGAAAGUAUAAAAGAGUUUACUCACGUUCUGUUCACAAUAUGAUCCCAGAAGGCAGACCGGCUUAAAAAGGUUACAUACAUCCAGAAUCUAUCUUAUAGCAAGAUAGUCCUUUCCUCCUCUCUUGGCUGAGAGCCAAGAGAGCAUCUUUAGAUGCUUCCUCAUCGAAGGAAAAUGGCAGAGAGAGAGAGAUGGCUGCCUGCCCUGUGCUUUGUCAUUACCUGCACAGGUGAGGCCACACCCACCUCUGGUCACAUGCGGAGGAAGUCCGUCCCCAGGAAGUUUACCUGCUUGCUGGACAGACAUCCCUCCCCAUGUUCUAACAUGUACACUCUAGGAAUGUUGUCAUUGACUGCUCCUGUGUUUACAUCCCACAGUACUAACCAUUCUUUUAAAGAUCUGUAGUAUCUAGAAGUCAGUCCAUCCGGUCCUGGAGAUUUACCUAAUUGCAUAUUCUGAAUGGCACCUUCUAUCUCCUGUUCAGUUAUUUUAUAGUUCAACAUUAGUUUAUUUUCUUGGGAGAUUUUUGUAAUCCAUUUGUUUUCAAAAAUCGGUCUAAGUCAAUUUCUUUCUGUGGCCCUUGUGUAUAUAGUUGUUUGAAGUACCUCUGGAAACAAUUUCUAAUCUCAGCUGGGUUCUGUAUAUUCCUUCCUUCCACUUCUAGAUUAGUAACUAUUUAAUUUUUGUCUUUUGUCUCAUUUGUUUAAUUUUCCAUUCUAACUCCUGAUUCAUCAUUUUCAUGUAUUGUACUUGAUGUAACUUUAUUUCUCUCAAAAUCUCUUGCGACUUUGGUUUUGCUCUCAAUUUCUUUUCACUUUCCUUUAUUUUCUCCAAAAUUUUAUCCUUCUUCAAAUUUUGGAUUCUCUUCUUCAAUGCAUUCUGUUGUAUCAAGAACCCUCUCAUAACAGCUUUACUUGCGUCCCAGAUUACUCUUUUUUCCACAUUGGUGUUCAUAUUUAUCUCGAAAUAAUCUCUCAAGGUUUUUUGGGCCUUCUUAAACACUUCAUCAUCUCUAAAUAAGGUGUCAUUCAUCCUCCAUCUGAAGGAACCAGUUGGUAUUAGUUUCAUCUCCAUCUUUACAGCAUUAUGGUCGGAGCAGGUUUUUGGGCAGAUUUCCACUUUUCUUAUCUUUGGUGCCAUUCCUCUAGUUACCCAUAUUUGGUCAAUUCUUGUCCAUGUCAGUUUGGCUUCAGAGAAGAAGGUUCCCUCUCUGGCUAAGGGAUUCUUUGUUCUCCAGAUAUCAACUAAGUCCAAGUUGUCUGUCAUCUCAAAAAAAGUUUUUGGUAGUCUACCAUCCUUAGCGAUUACCUGUCUUUGUGCCUUGUCCAUGUGUGUAGAUACCACUCCAUUCAUGUCUCCCAUCAAAAUCACAUUAUAAUCCAAAUAGUCCAUCAAGGUCUCAUGCAACUUUUAAAAAAAGUCAGAUUUCCCCUCAUUUGGUGCAUAAACUCCUACUUGUUGGCUUUUUGCAGUAUGGUAGCGCUGCAGAGAGCUUGCUGGGGAGACCAUGCAUUAAAAAGGGACUCAAAAAUAAUUUAAACAAGGUUUUAAUAAGAAAAACAAAAACUCCUUUUACACUAAAUACAUUAACAUCACGAGUGGCCUGAACGCAUGCACAUAAUUCACUCUCUGUUGUGGAGAGACAAAUAAUGUUUUGUGUCUGGGACUUCCAUUCAAAUGGACAACCGUUAUAACAAAACACCAUACCAGACACACCCCUGCAAUUAUUUUGUUCCACUGCAUGAGAUGCAUCACAGAAAAUUUCAAAACCUUUGUCAAUACAUGUUGUAAACUGCAACCCUUUCCUUUAUAAACACACAAUUGUCUGCCUUUCCCUGUGAAAAACCAAUAUCCAGCAAUUCUUUUGCUAAAGUUUGGUGCCAAUUCCUUCCACUUUGGUGCAGACCAUAAAGGGAUUUAUUUAACUUGCAUACCAAACCUUCAGCGGCGUCUAUGCCUUCAGGGACACGCAUAAAAAUUUGUUCUUUUAAAUCUGCAAACAAAUAUGCAGUUUUUAUAUCCAAAUGAUAAACAGAAUGUCCACGCUGUGAUGCAUCUUUUAACAAAAGCUUAACUGUUUCAUAUUUUACGCUUGGUGAAUAACACAAAUCAUAAUCUUCGCCUGGAAUUUGUUGAAAACCCCUAGCAACUAAUCUAGCCUUGUACCUUACAACUUCAUUUUUGUCAUUCAUUUUAACUCUAUAAACCCAUUUUGAAUCAGUAAGUCUCAUAUCUGGGGUUUGUGGUACAAGAGACCAAGUGUUAUGCUCUUUUAAAGAAGCUAUCUCAGAGUUCAUAGCUUUAUACCAAUUUACAGCUUGGUGCUUAGGUAAAUUCCGAACAUCAUUGUAGCUUUUGGCUCAAAAACCGCCUUAUUGGCAUAGACAGUAUUAAAAUGUUCAUCUGCAAAACGUUGUGGCUUCUGUCUCUUUCUAUCUGAACGUCUUAGUCCGGAAGGAGAGUCAGACUCCUCAGACUUAAUGGGACUAUGUAAACUACUAGUUUCAGGUUGUAAAUCAUCAUUGUCAGACUGAAGAGAUGCCUGUUGGCUAAGCUCACGGUCAGAAAACUCAAGAGAAUCUAACCUCCCUCGGGUGCCUGUGACUUUAAAUCAUCAAACAAAUUAUCAGAUUCAACAGGCUUUUCGUCUUUUCCCAUUAAUUCAGAAGCACCAUUUCCUGCUGCUGCUGCUGCUUCUCCUUCUACCUCUUCUUCCUCAGUAUUAUCUAUACCGUUAGUAUCUUGGAAAAUAGCAACGCCAUUCCAAUUUACAGUUUGUAUCAUGCUUCUGGUAAUAUGAAAUUUGCCAGUUGCUGGUAUGUAAAUUCUGUACGCCCCCCUGCUGGUAGCCCAUUAAUUUUCCCUGGACACUACGUUCACCCAAUUUCUGCUUAGCGGGAUAAUGCAUAAUUACAUCUGAACCCCAAAUGCGUAGGUAUUUCAGAUUAGGGCGUUUUUAAACAGCUUUUCCUAGGGGGUGACAUCUAAACCAGAAUGAUAACUGCGAUUUCUAACAUAACAAAAGGCAUUGAGCGCUUCAGCCCAAAAGUCUUUGGGCAGAUUAGCAUCGUGCAGAUAAGUUUUAACCCCUGCCUGCAGGUCACGCUGCACAACUUCAACAAGCCCAUUUUGCCAGGGACUUCGGGGGCAGAUAACUCAUGCGUAGUCCCCUGCGCUUCCAGGAAUUUCUCAAAAUCCUCAGAAACAAAUUCCCCGCCCGGUCAGAAAAAGGUUCUUAAUAGGUUUGUUAAAAUGUGUUUUUACCCAGUUGCAAAAACUUUGUACUUCUCAAAUGCUUGGGACUUCUCAGCUAUUGCAUAAGUCCAACAAUAUCUACUAUACUGGUCUAUCAGGGUAAGCCAGUACUUAGAACCUCCUAAUGAUGGUGGGAGUGGCCCAACUAAAUCACAAUGUACACGCUCAAAUGGCUCAGUUACUUUCCUAUCUGAGCACCUACCCUUGCGUGCAACCUUAAUCUUAUUCUUGCAACAGGAUAGACAUUGCAUAAAGAAUUUGCAUGGUUUUAAGUUGAGGCCAUUAACAAUAUUCUUGGUCUUAAUUACAUCAGCAAAAUUCAGAUGUCCCAGAAUUCUGUGCGCCACAUGGACACACCCAGAAUGUGGCCUUACAUUCCUCAACCCCUGGCUUGACUGUGCUGCUCUGCAAUUUAUAGGCGAUUGGGAGUAGGUGCAAAAAUACAGUCUAUAUAAACCAUCAGAUUCCCGGGCAUACAAUAGACGUUUGUUCCCCUCGAAAAACUCACACAUUGACUUUAAGAAACGCACAGUUAUGCCUUGACGAGCAAAGCACCUUACUGAUAAUAAAUUGUCCACUGAUGGGCAGUAAAUGCAGUUCGCUAUAGUAAUGUUUAAAGAGUCAAGUUUAACAGUACCCCUGCCAAGCGACUGCAAGACUUGUGAAUUGGCUAAAUGUACAUUACCAAUUUCCUCUUCGAAAGAAAUAAACAAGCUUCGAUCGUUGCAAACGUGCUGAGAUGCUCCUGAGUCCACAAUAAAAGAAUUCCACUUGGCACCUUUAAUUCUUUUACGAUCUCUUGUGCUAGCGUGAAAAGCUCGCGGCUCGUUUCUGUCUUUACGGUACGAUGCCGGCUGCUGAGCUGACGACCGUGACUGACGAACAGAAACAGACUUGGGAGUACUUUGCUUUCUUUUGGAUCUGCAGUCCUUUGCAAAAUGUCCUUGCUUAUUGCAGAACCAACAACGCUUUGCAGCUUUAAAUGCAGUUGUAUCACCACAAGUUUGCAUAUGGCGUUCCUCAUUCUUUCUGGAAAUAGGAGUGCUUAUGGCACAAGCCUCCCUUCUGUCCAACUCGCCCAUUAAUCUUGCCGUUACCCCUGCCACAGUUAAUUGUGCUGGUGGAACGGCAGAUAUCUGGCUAGCUAUACCAUCAAAGUCCUCAUUAAGGGAACAAAGGAUGAUGAAAACAUACUGAAUAUCAGGUAUCUCCAUGUCCCUUCGAAUUAAUUCGCCGCGUAUUGCCUCCAGACGUCUCAAGUGUGCUGCCAAAUCACCACCAGGCUGCAACUCGUCUGGUACAACUGCUUGAAAACGUCAAUGCAGACGCUGACUCUUUUCUAACAUGCACUGCUGCAAGACUGUCCCACAUUUCUUUGGCAGUUUUCUUAUUUCUUAUAUAGACUACUUGCUGGUCGCUGACUGCCAAAUUAAUUAUCGCCCUGGCUUUCGCAUCUCCUUUCGACCAAGCAUUAGUCACAGGGUCAGGAGGGUCAUCAAUUACAUAGGUCCAUACUUCUCUAGAGGUCAAAAGCGCCUCCACCCGAAAAGACCAUAAACUAUAGUUCUCAUCUGUCAGCUGUGGGAAGACCAGAGCCUUCUCAGCUUCAGGAACCCGGUCAACCAUUCUGGAACUCUUCCAGACCCACAGAACUACGCUAACAGGAGAAGGAGUUUUCAAACCUUUCUCAGAGUCCAAAAAUAUGCAGUCAUCCACUCAGCAGCUGGGCCCAUAACCAAAGAUGUUGGCUUUUUGCAGUAUGGUAGCGCUGCAGAGAGCUUGCUGGGGAGACCAUGCAUUAAAAAGGGACUCAAAAAUAAUUUAAACAAGGUUUUAAUAAGAAAAACAAAAACUCCUUUUACACUAAAUACAUUAACAAACAAACAUGACCCAACCACCAACCCAUCCCCCAGGGUAAUGGGAGAGCUAGGUGCUGCUCCUUAUAUACUACACCCAAUUGCCAACACAGCUUAAUCAGUACAACUCGGCAGCACCUGCUAUGUUUCACAGCUGUAAAGCUGGGUCUCGUUAUCUUGCUCUGGCCCUUGCUUUGGCCCCUUAAAGACAUACACAUCGGGUGGAACAGUGAUGAACCUUUACAUUUAAAGAAACCAUUCAACACUACUAUCAAAAAUUUCUCUCCUUGUGUUUGAAUUUCAAUUGCCACAAAUCUUCCUUGGUCAUCUUUGAAGAUAAAUUUCGGUAAUAGUCUCUCCUUUGCAUAAAUCCCUAGCCCUCUUUUUUUAACCUUGUCCGAUGAAAUAAACUCCUGACCCAGUCUUUUAUUAAUCAGUAGUUUCCUGUGUAGCCUUGUUACAUGUGUUUCUUGUAAACAAAUCAAGUCCAAUUGUUCCUUUUUUAAUAAACGAAACACAGAUCUCCUUUUCUGAGGGGAGUUCAAACCAUUACAAUUCCAGCUUAAUAGUUGCAGAGCCAUGAUGUAUUUACUUUGCUUCUCCUCCAACUGCACCCAGUGCCUGUUCCUGAUCUGUCGGUGGUAUCCCCUUCUUCAGGCGGUCUUUUAGUUCAGGAGGUAAACCUGGUAUGUCUAAAGUUUCACUUACUAGUGCUCUUAACUCUUCUGCAGCUUCCUUCUGCAGGUCUUCUCCGUGGUCUCUCCAAAAUCUAUCUUUGUCGUCCUCUGAUCUUAUUUUUAUCUUCUUCCCUUUGUAACUAAAGGAUAGGCCUUGGGGGAAUUCCCACCUAAAGAUGAUUCCGUUACUUCUCAACAGGGCAACCAAAUCUCUAUAAUUGGACCUAAGGUCCAAAAGAUGUUUCGGAAUGUCCUUAAAUAUCUCCACUUUUGACUGGUGUAUUUCCAAAGUCUUCUGGAAGUGCGGACUCAAGAUUUUGUCUCUCUCCUCUUUUGUUCGGAGGGUGAUCAAACAGUCUCUCACCCUGUUCUUCCUCCCUCCUCUUCCAAGCCUGAAGGCACUCACUAUCUUGAAACUAUCCUUCUCCAAAUCUGGGUUCCAAAAGUCUGCAAAUUCCUGCGUAAGAAAGUCAAUCAAAUUGUCUUUCUCAAGUUCGGGUACGGCCCUGAUCCUUAAAUUCGUUUGUUUCUCCUUCAACUCAAUCAUAGACAAUAUUGACCUGUGGUCUUCAAGUUGUUUGUGUAUCGGUGGUAUCUUCUCUUCUACAACAGUGGCUGUAGCAGUUGCUAUUUCCUUUGCCUCUUCGGCUGUCUUUCGUGUCAAGGUAGAUUCCUGUAGUAAUUUCUGAAUAGUUUCUGUAUUGGUAUUUACCUUCUGUCCCAAAUUAUUAAUACUUGUGGUGUUUUGGUCAAUUUUACCCGAUGCCUCGGUUACUUGUUUACUUAUUCUUUCCAAAGAUUCGUUGAUUUUACCUAGUGCCUGAGCCAAAGCAUCUUCAGCUGCCAUUCCUUUAGGUUUAGGUUGUGCCGAUGAGGUUACUGUUGGUAAACCAGAAGGGCCAGAUGUCGAUGCUCUUCGUUGCAGCCCACCGUCUGUGCGAAAUAGUCUGCCAGAUCUUGUUGCUCUUUCCUGUAACAAAUCUAUCUUCUCCUUCCCAUCUGCCAUAACCCUCAAGAUAAAACCCAAGGUCAGUCUCACGAUCAGAAUUUGUUUUGAAGUGGAAAAUUCCCCUGGCCCAGCUGCUAUUGUAGCAUUUUCGAACUUCCUCUAGGGGGACACAGUAGCCGUCAAAAGUGUCUUAAAGUAAUUAACUUUUUUCCUUUAGCUCCCCAAUUCACAAAAAGGACAACAGUUUCAAUCCCAGUUAUUUCCUGUUACUUUAAAACCAGGAGAAGCCAGUCAGAAAUAUUGUAUCUUACUUGUAUCUCAGAUGCAGAGUUAACUGUCAAAGAGUACUUUCAGCAACAGCGUGUUUCGCAAUACGGCUUUCUUACUGUUCACUGGCAACCCGUUCCAGGGUUUUAAGCGGUGGAUUUUAGCUUCUUUUCCUCUCUUUUUGCAGGGAAAUACAGUUCAGACCUUUCCCCCCUCCUCCCCUGCAAUCAAGGGGGGGGAAAUCGCUUGUUUGAUGUUCGAAUUAUAGUCCUUUUCCGACGUCUUUUAAGGUUUCCGCUUACAAGUUCAUUGCUUUACUCCAUUUACAAGAACGGAAGGCAGACUUCCUGUUUAUGCCUCUCCGCUUCGGUGCCAAAUUAUUUGUAAAAUUUGUAAGUUCCUUUAAUUCCGAAAUUAGCCUACUCACGGAUCGUUGUUUUGCAGCCAAAUUGUCCCAGGAAAAAGGCAGCGCUCUCCGGUAAUGGCUACGCGACUUCGCUCCACGGAAGAAGCAGUUGACUCACAGCACCGCGCCACUUCCCCGCUCCGCUCCGGAGCCCGUAGUCGGGCUCCUUUGCCAAUUGGGGGGGGCGCAAAAGGUGCCCGCCGAGUCCCACGGUCACAGGCUUCACCCGCCUGUGAUUUUUGAAGGGUCCCCGCUUCGCCGUAGAGGUGCAGACCCGAUUUCCACAGAGCCGGUUCCCUCCAAGUCAGAGGGAAUCCGCCAUUACCGAUGGCGCCACCCCGGAAGUCCACAUUUCACAUAAUUUUUAGUUGGUCGUGCUAAAAACACACCUACUCUCUUCAAACGCCAACAGCUAACUGGCGGCCAGCACAGUCGCAACUGUUCUACUCACACAUAUAUAGGCACAUUUGGGUGAUGUCGCGACACAAAUACCAUUUCUCGAUAUUGAAAUAUUGUUGGUGUGUAAAUGUGCCCCUUGCAUCAAUGUGCCCCACCUCCCCCAAUCAGCAUUUUCAGAGGAGGGGGAAGAAGGGGAAAGUGUGUCCCACCAGAUAAGACUCCCAUCCUCCCUGGCCAUGGGCCAUCCUUGCUUGGGCAGGUGGUACUUUGAGUCCAACCACAUCUGGAGGGCCAGAGGUGCCUCACCUCAGUAUAGACGGUUCCUCUAGGGCUCAGUGUUACUUGGGAGUUGGUGAAAUUGGAUCUUAAGGGUUCUUGAGACAUUGCCAAGGGAUUGUGAUUGGUAUCCAGACCCUAACACGAUAAAGCCAAGGUGUCCACACUGAGCAGUUUAUCAACCCUGCUGGCUGCUGGGGAAGACCUUCAGAAGGAAAUUGUUUGUCCCCAAAGUUGCUUCCUUCCUUUCUCCGCUGCUGCUGCCCACACUAAAGGAAUGUCUGGAUGAAAUCCCAGGGAUGUCUGGCUCCUAUGUCCAGUUGAGAUUCUAGAAAAAAGUGUGGCUAAGAUUCUGAGUCACAAUCGUGGCUGAGAAAUACAGCCAGGGAAUAUGAAACUGAUUUGAAGAUUGGUUUCUUCUUUACACUUCAUUAUUAUUAUUAUUAGUAGUAGUAUUAUAUUACAUUCAGGAGGACACACCACUGGUUUCAUCAUCUUUCUAUUCUUUCCCACACUCAGUGUUAGUCACCUUUAAUACUCACCUUUUUCAGUGUAACACAUAUUUUUAUCUUGUGAUAUUCAGAUGAAGAGAGGUAUAACAAUUUAAUAAAUAAUUCCCAGUUGGAGCAGAGCUAGAAUAUCCAGAAGCCCUUGGCCACCCACGGCAAAGGAGGAAGAACAGUGAGAGAGGCCUGGACAGGGAAUCUCCGCUAAGAUAAGCCAGUGUCAGGAGGCAGGUGCGAGACCCAGCGGCAUAUAAUUAUUAUAAAUCAUAAUUGGGGUGGGUGUCUCAAUCUGGCCUUCCCAGCAGUCAGGCUCCAGCUGCUUUCCUUCUGCAUUUCCAGCUCUCUCCGUUCAAUAAUGCAAGGCUGAGAGAUGGAGGUCCAACCCCAAGAACAUUCUCCAACUGAGCACUCCUUCAACCGACCACAAGCACCAAGCCUUGUCACUAGACUUAUAUAUGGGUCUCCCAAAAUGGUCAGUAUGGACCUCCUGAGGCCAAAGGGAAUGUGCAGGUGAUUAAUAAAGAUCUAGAGGUCGAAGGCGACAAAAUGUGGCCCAAGGGGUGCAGUGGAUGAAGAACUUCAUGAUGAAUUUAGGAUCCUGAUUAAUAUUGGCCAGGUUCAUGGAACAUAGAGCAGCUCCCGUUCCUGUGAGAAACCACUUUUUAUAAAACGUAAACCCCACAGUUCAACCGUAUUCUAAGAUAAUGCUGCUUCAUUAAUGCUUAAUUAAGGGUUAGGAAAGGCUGAUGAUGCAUUACCAUUAUUUAACAUUAUUUCAUCUGUCUUUCCUAAAAAUUUGGAACAUAUGGAGGACAGGAAAGAAUGUACGAGACGUCAAAAUAAGAGCAGGUGCUAAUUGAUGUGUGUAAUAUUCCUUUGUUCUCUUCCUAGGUUUCCUUCCCCCCCCCCACUCCUCCCUGUUGAAAGAAGACAAUGGAGAAGGCAGUCAAAAUUCUGGAGGGCCAUGUCCAAUGGGAAUAACAAAGAAACCAUAUAAAUUCAUGGAAUGUGAAAAGAGAGAGGAGAAACAAUUUGAAAGUAUGGAGUGUGGGAAGAGUUUCACUGACAGUGGAACACUUGGAAAACAUCAACGGACUCACACAGGAGAGAAACCAUUUAAAUGCAUGGAGUGUGGAAAAAGCUUUGGUUGGAGUUCAAACCUUCGUAUACAUAAACACACGCACACAGGGGAAAAACCAUAUAAAUGUAAGGAGUGUGGAAAGAGCUUCAGUCAGAUUGGACACCUUAGAAACCAUCAACGAACCCACACAGGGGAAAAACCAUAUAAAUGUAUGGAGUGUGGAAAGAGCUUCACCGAUAGUGGAACAUUUAGAAAACAUCAACGGACUCACACAGGAGAGAAACCAUUCAAAUGCAUGGAAUGUGUAAAGAGCUUCAGUCAGAGUAGAAACCUUAGAAUCCAUCAACGGAUUCACACAGGGAGAAACCAUUUAAAUGUUUGGAGUGUGGAAAGAGUUUUAGUACGAAUAGAAGACUGA
Molecule: messenger RNA, 24145 nt
Organism: Podarcis lilfordi (Lilford's wall lizard)
Lineage: Eukaryota; Metazoa; Chordata; Lepidosauria; Squamata; Lacertidae
Source: the annotation of a GenBank genome assembly